Messenger RNA from Bipolaris victoriae FI3, 345 nucleotides. RefSeq lists its product as hypothetical. NCBI's taxonomy places the organism in Eukaryota, Fungi, Ascomycota, Dothideomycetes, Pleosporales, Pleosporaceae. The transcript is spliced from 2 exons. The record is from RefSeq and is a predicted model, not a curated record. Bases 1 to 345 code for a protein of 114 amino acids.
AUGGAUGCUCGUUCCAUUGUAGCUUGUAACAAUAUUGAGACAGAAGAAAGUAACGGUGGAUAUCAACUGUCACAGGGGUCCGUUGUUUUGGACGGGUCCGAUAGUCCAUUUAUCCAACCUGGUAUGACGGGGCAAGAGUCGGCAAAUCUCCUUUCGGCGUCGGUUCUACACAAGCAGUCUCAACAUCACUCAAUGUUGUUAAAAUCAAACAUUUCGGAUCCAACAUCGAAAUUAAUCAAGUAUACGCCUGCAGCAUAUCGUCAUGACCCAACUCAUUCAACUGGGCCCCAUACUUUUCGAAACGAGGCCAAUCCAGAAUUGAACCUUUUACCCGUCCAUACAUAA